This is a messenger RNA of Conger conger (European conger), 538 nucleotides long. It is a transcript of the gene hypk, whose product is annotated as huntingtin interacting protein K. The record is from RefSeq and is a predicted model, not a curated record. Lineage: Eukaryota; Metazoa; Chordata; Actinopteri; Anguilliformes; Congridae. The coding region runs from base 43 to 408 and encodes 121 amino acids. The transcript is spliced from 4 exons. Gene Ontology annotation, biological process: negative regulation of apoptotic process; protein stabilization.
UGAAUUGUGCUCUCUUUUAGUUCCGGUCGUAAGUCAGCAAACAUGGCCGCAGAAGGUGAUGUCGAUUUGGAUCUGGAAGCCGAAGAAAACUGCACUGAAAAACCGGCAGAAAAACCUCGAAAACAUGACAGCGGCGCUGCUGAUUUGGAGCGAGUUACCGACUAUGCUGAGGAGAAAGAAAUUUUAAGCUCCGAUUUGGAAACGGCUAUGUCAGUGAUUGGCGACAGGCGCUCAAGGGAACAGAAAGCCAAACAAGAGAGAGAGAAAGAGCUUGCCAAAGUCACAAUCAAGAAGGAAGAUGUAGAACUUAUAAUGAGUGAGAUGGAAAUCUCAAGGGGUUUAGCCGAGCGCAGUCUGAGGGAACACAUGGGCAACGUGGUGGAAGCUCUCAUCGCUCUAACGAACUGAGCGCGUUCAACUGUACCCAACCCAGAAGCUAGCUGCCACCUUCCCAGCACCUCUUCCUGCUCCAGACUCAUGGACAAAACCUUUUCUUUUCUUUUUCUUUUUUAAUAAAAAUUUAAAUAUUGAAAAUGUU